Messenger RNA from Puccinia triticina, 1350 nucleotides. RefSeq lists its product as uncharacterized. The transcript is spliced from 4 exons. The record is from RefSeq and is a predicted model, not a curated record. The coding region runs from base 1 to 1350 and encodes 449 amino acids. NCBI's taxonomy places the organism in Eukaryota, Fungi, Basidiomycota, Pucciniomycetes, Pucciniales, Pucciniaceae.
AUGGUCACAACUUUUGCCCAGAAAUUGGUAGCCGGCCAGGCUUUGCAAACGAAGAUCGGGCAGAUUCCCCUCAACUUGAUUCUACCUUGCCCCCAACACCUCCGCUUGCUGCCCCCCAGCCCACGACGUCUCAGCCCGCGGCAUCUCAGCCCGCUGCCCCUGAUCAAGCCCCCGAAUCUUUGCGACAAGGAUUCAGUAGAACCAGUUCUGGAGAUCCCUGAUCUGAUCAACCUAUCACCAGUGGUUAAUCCACCACGCCAGUUACCCUCCCACAAGCAGCCGGGACCAUCGACCGCCCAACAGUUUGAAACCCCGUUUCCUAUGCAACGGCUAAUCCGAUUGGCCGCAACCGUGGAUGACGCAAUGCACCAAAUGGAUGUAGAUGAUCCCCCCAUUCACACCGACAAACCCGAUGAUCCUGCUGUACCGGGGAAUUUAUUGGAUAUUGCUAAGUCAUUACUACAAUCUAUGCAAACCAUAGCGACUGGUGUCUCAUCACUCAGUGCAUCACUCCAAGCCACACCUGCCUUGGAUCCGACUCAUUUGGGCGCCGCCUCCCGUUUGCGCCCACCCUCCCAAGCUGUGCCAUCAGACCAAGAAGAAGAAAUUCACGAAACCCCCAGUGCAAGGCCCGGUGGCCGCAGGGCGACCCCAAGACCUGCACCCUCUGGACCCAUACCACGAGGUGGACCCAUCCCGGAUGCAAUACGGCAACACUGUGCCACCCUCCUUGGGCGCGGUCCGCGAGAUCUACUCCCACCUCCUGCAACUGCCGCGGAACGGAGAUCCUGGAUUUACACGCUAGAGCAGCAAUCCGACGGACACGCGUCUGACACCGAUAGCAACAGCAGCGUCACUCGUGACAGUAGCGGAGAAAAUGACAGUGCCGGCGAAGACGGUGAGGAGGAUCGCAUGGAAUUAGACCUUCGCGAGUGGCGCAUCUCCACACUUCUGUCCGAGCCGUCUCUCGCCCAACUCUUGCCAAUUGUGGAAAGCUGCUGCAGUGAAGACGAGACCGACGACGAGGCACCCGAGCCGCCGAAUGCGCGACAAAAAUCUUGUGUCACGCUCACAAUGCCAUGGCGCCAUUCACGAGUCACUUGUCUCAUGAUGGAGCUCGAUCGAAUAAGAAGCAAUCGCCGGGACGAGCACAGCAAUGCACCCCCAACGCGUACACGCAGGCGAUCAGCAAACCCAAAUCAAAGUAAAGUCUCAGCCCCGCAUGGGUUACCAAUAGGAACGUACGACCAAGACUGGUUAUGCCAACUUUUGGGUUACGACGCUGAGAGCUUGAAGCCCACGACAGCGCCCGCCAUUGGUCACUUCAUCGAGGUCCUUAAGACUCUUUGA